AAAAGGAUUUACAGAUUAUUCUGAUGCAAUCAACACGCUGGAGUUGUCAUCCCGCUGAAAUGAAACAUUUAGUUCGAAAAUGUAUCACCUUAACGACCAGCAUCAUGUGUGCUAUUCUUUUGGCUGUUUCCAUGACAACUGAAGAAUGGGUGGUGGGUGAAGAUGACUUCAAGAAAGGAUUAUGGCUGACUGUCACUAAAAAUUUAACAUGGUUGAAGUACGUUCAAGCUUUUAUGUUAGCUUCGUUAUCCAUGUCAAUCUUAGUGAAUAUUUUGAUAGUAGUGGCUUUUAUAAAAGAUCAUCAUUGUCUGCUGAAUAUGAUUACAAUUUUGACAUGCUUUGCAAGUUCUUUGUUAACUGGCUCCAUCUUCAUAUACCGUGAUUACAAUGAUUGGACAAACCAAAAGAAUGCAACGUUCGGAAUUUCAAUGCAUGUUGCCAUGGCAGCAAUGAUAUUCUCAUAUUUACUGUUGCUGACAUUGGUUUAUGUGUAUAUAUGUGGCAGUGGACGUGUGACGCCAUUACAUCUGACGCACUUACAUGCUGUCGAAGACAGAAAUGACGCGAAUACAGAUUUAAGUACAUUAAGAGAAUAUGGCACGUAAAUACAGCGACUGAAAACUGUUGCGAAUUUUUUUUUGUUACAAUAAUGUUAGAUGUUGAAGAAACAUGGCUGAAUGGAUCCACUUAUCAACCAAACAGAUGUUGUAAUAACACGGCAGAAAUCUUUCUUAAGGACAGAGUUCCUCGUUGAAAAACUAUAAAUGAAAUGUACAUAUUUGUUAAAUAUUAUUUAUCAAGCUGUUUUGUUUAUGGAUCAUCUUUCAUGGAACCUCAAAUCUCUUGACCCGUAUCACCAUAAAAAAGAAAACACGAUAUUUUUUUAUUCGUGCAAUUAUUCAUUUUAUUCGCAUACACUAUCAAUUUGAUUAAUAUUAUUAUGGUUAUUAUUAACACGAUAUUUGGUUGCACAUGUAGAGGCGUUGGCUAUAUGGUGGAGAUAGACGAGAAGUGAAGGUGGUUACAUUGUGGAGAUAAUUAAAAAGAUAAGGUGGUUAUAUUGUGGAGAUUUUCAGAAAAAAUAAAGUAGGUUACGCUGUGGAAAGCAAAAUGGAUUGUUUCCAAAGGAGAGGAUUGAUCAAGCAAAUAACAAUUUUUAGGUUCCGUUGGAGAGUGUAUAGUUUCAUUCUCGGUGUAAAUUGGUUGUUUUGGGCGUAUAUAGAGUUUGAAAUAACAGUAUCAAGUUAUAGUUGGGGCGGGAGCUAACUGACUGUAUCGUCUGUCGAAGGUUGGGGAGUGACUAUCUGGUUUAGAUUUAGGUUAGGGUGAAGGUUUCGUCUAUAAAAUCAGGUUUAAGUUUUAUGUAGUUGGGACAGGACUUUUGGAAGAAAACAUUAGAGGUAGAGGUAGAUAAUAAAAAGGUUUAUAUGCGAUGAUAAUUAGGGAUUAUAUGAAUUUGGACUUCGAGAUCUGUGGCACUGUGUAAGAAAGAAAAAGGAAGGGACUGAAAUAAGGCAUGAACAUGUUAAAUAUGUGGUAAGGUUUGAUGAAAGUUUAGUUGAUGAAAGAGGUCAACAUGCAACCAAAA
Messenger RNA from Hydractinia symbiolongicarpus, 1588 nucleotides. RefSeq lists its product as uncharacterized. The transcript is spliced from 3 exons. The record is from RefSeq and is a predicted model, not a curated record. Bases 24 to 605 code for a protein of 193 amino acids. Lineage: Eukaryota; Metazoa; Cnidaria; Hydrozoa; Anthoathecata; Hydractiniidae.